AUGUUUUGUGCAAAAAACAGCGCAGUGCUUUCCUUAUGGAGAAGAACCUUCGCACUGAAUAGCUUGAAAAAAGAUGAGCAGCUUGUUUUCAAAUCUACAGGUAUGAGGAAUGGUAUAUGUAUAGGGAGAAAAAACAACCUAGAUAAAAUUGCACACAGGGGGGGAAGAAAACGACACAUUAGUUCGAAGUGUAACAGUGGGGUAGAUGAACCGGUAGGGAAUGCGUUCAUCCACACUAGGGGAGUAGGAAGCAGCCAAGGGGAUAAGAAUACCUGUAGAAAAGGUGGCCUUCUCGGUAGCUACCCACUCCGUAGUGGAGGGAGCCCCAAGAACUAUCGCGCAAUCUACCCCAAUGUAAAUGAAAGCCAGUACACGAUGGAUGAUGCAUGUUCGAAAAGUUACUCAAAAGUGAACCGGGCGAAGGAGGAAAGAAGUUCCCAUAGUGAAAAUCCCAAAGAAGUUCUAACAAAACAAAAAAAUGUCAUUUCUGAUGAAAUUAACAACACAGAAAUGAUAAAAUGUCGAAAGGAUAUAAGGGAAAAAAAAAUUGUAUAUAAAUUUAAAGAAUUUUCCGUCUUUUCAUUUAACAUUUUGGCGGACAGCUUAGUGGAUUACAAAUACGAGAACAACUGUUCCAAUGUGAUGAGGUGGAUUAACAGGAAAGAAUUUAUUUUCCAAAGUAUAAGGAGAAAAUUAUCAGACAUUAUAUGCCUACAAGAAAUAGAAGAAUCGUAUUUCAACGAACUGCAGGAGAAACUGAAGUUAUUAUUUUUUGACGAAAUUGUUUAUGAUAAAUCUGCCUUUUUGAAGAAAUGGCACGUAGGGUUAAUUGUCGCUUUGAAAAAUAAACUUUCGAAGAAGGUGGAAUGGUAUGAUGGAAGUGUAAGUAAUGAUGACCGUGAUGGUAGUAACCAAAUGGUGGGGGACCAUCACGUGAGUGGCUCUCCUGGAUCCGACGAAUCUGCUGACGAUAUUGUUAUCGUUUCCAACACGCACCUGAUUUUCGACUCCUGUAAGGGGGAUGUCAAGCUGUACCAGCUGUGCUACAUGACGUACCGCUUAGUCGCCAUGAUGAACAAGUGUCUGGACUAUUUGAGGGCGCGCGGGAAGGGGGUCAAGCCAGGACGUGCAGAAAAGGGAAACAAAGCGGAAGAGACAGGGGAAAAAAAAAAGAGGGAGGGCUCACCACAAGGGAGAGUCCACCCAACCGAUAGCCGCGACUUCCUGAGCCCUGCCGUAAUUUUCUGUGGAGACCUGAACAUAACCCCUAAUAGCCUUCUCUACUACUACAUAGUUAACAGAUACAUAAAUUUGAAGAAGAUAAAUAUGAAAAACAUCUCAGGACAGUAUCUCAUGUUCAAGAAGCAGUUCUACGUUUGUAGCUACGAAAAGGGAAGUGAAAUUAAAAAAAUGUUUGACGAGAAUAUUCUGAGUGAUUUAAAAUACGACCAUUACAACAGCAUAGUGGACAAUAUGAAAAGGGAGUCCCUAUUUUCUUUUUUUAAAAAUGAAAGAAUACUGGAUGAGGGGUAUCUAACGAGUCACUGUUUUUUUCACCAUGGGAAUGAUACCUAUUUGAGGAACUACAAUUCGUAUGAAUAUUUGAUGAGUAAAUUUAAGGAAGGCAAGAAGGACUGUCUUUCUUAUUGGGGACACUCCGGAAGAAAAUCUAGUACACUUUCGGGUAGCGAAGUGGUGAGCAAUGAACACACAUGCGAUGAGAACUGCGCGCAGGUGUCUGAGGAGAAGGACCAUGGAUGCAUCAGUUUUGAUGAGAUGGACCAUGAGGAGGGUAACGAGGAUAACGCGGAGCAGCGCCAUCCCCAGAAGGAAGCAAAAAUAGCAACUGAUCAGCAUGACGACGAUUUUAUACUGUACUAUCCCCUGUAUUUUGAAAGUAUAUACAACAGCGUGGACGAGCACAGAGUUGAGAAGCCCUGCCACAAAUAUGAUCAUAUUGACAACCUGAAUGACGAGGAAAAUAAUUUACCGCUAAGUGAUGUUCCAUUCACCGUAUUUCAUGGGAAGCAGAAGGGGUGUGUCGAUUAUAUAUUUUACUCGUAUAGGACUCUUAAGGUAAGCGCAAGGGGGAGAGGUCUUACCCGUUAA
Messenger RNA from Plasmodium cynomolgi strain B, 2109 nucleotides. Its product is annotated as endonuclease/exonuclease/phosphatase domain containing protein. Gene Ontology annotation, molecular function: 3'-5'-RNA exonuclease activity. The record is from RefSeq and is a predicted model, not a curated record. The transcript is spliced from 2 exons. NCBI's taxonomy places the organism in Eukaryota, Apicomplexa, Aconoidasida, Haemosporida, Plasmodiidae. Bases 1 to 2109 code for a protein of 702 amino acids.